AUGAGGCGUGCAUGGCUAUGGAUUCUGCUCAUAGGGUUAUCAAUGGCGAUCACGGUGGCCGGUGAUUGUGACGAUGAGGAAGAAGAAGAACCACUUACGCGAUAUCCCAUAGUAUUAUUCAAAUGGAAAGAGGUGAAGGUACCGCUGACGGUGUCUUUAUGGCUUGUAGGAGCUAGUAUAGCCAAGAUAAUCUUUCAUGCUAUCCCUCACCUAACGGAAAUGUUUCCGGAUUCUGCUUUACUUAUUAUGAUAGGUCUCAUCAUUGGAAUUUAUUUUCAACUUGGCCGGAGUCGCUAA
Messenger RNA from Cooperia oncophora, 297 nucleotides. The record is from the annotation of a GenBank genome assembly. NCBI's taxonomy places the organism in Eukaryota, Metazoa, Nematoda, Chromadorea, Rhabditida, Trichostrongylidae.